GCCGCGGGGCUGUAAUGGCGGCUGGCGGCGGCUCCGCGCUGCGCUGACACCCAGACCCGCUCGGCGCAGCCCCCCCGCCCGGCCCGCCCCCUCCUCCCCGCCCCAGCCAGCGCCGCUCGCCCCCUCCCCGGCCCCUGCUCCCGGCCCCCGCCGCGGGACGAGGAGGAGGGCUCCCCGCAGACAAUGGACGAGCACCCAGGAGCCGGAGGAGGCGGUGGGAUGGCGGCCGCCCCGAGACCGCAGCAGCCGCCGCCGCAGGCGGGUGGGAACAUGAACCUGCAGUCGGGUGGGGGCUGCAUGGGGGCCGGAGCUGGCGGAGGAGGGCAACAGCCCCAGGGCCCCGCGGCCCCGGCCGGUCAGGAGGCGGCGGGCCCCGCCGAGCUGUCCCGGCCCCAGCACUACACCAUCCCGGGGAUCCUGCACUACAUCCAGCACGAGUGGGCCCGCUUCGAGAUGGAGAGGGCGCACUGGGAGGUGGAGCGGGCCGAGCUCCAGGCUCGGAUAGCGUUUUUACAAGGGGAAAGAAAGGGCCAAGAAAAUUUGAAGAAAGAUUUAGUGAGAAGAAUAAAAAUGUUAGAAUAUGCAUUAAAACAAGAAAGGGCAAAAUAUCAUAAAUUAAAAUAUGGCACAGAAUUGAACCAAGGUGACUUGAAAAUGCCAACUUUUGAAUCAGAAGAUACCAAAGAUACAGAGGUUCCUGCAGUACCUCAGAACAGCCAGUUGACCUGGAAGCAAGGCAGACAGUUACUGCGACAGUAUCUUCAGGAAGUAGGUUAUACAGAUACAAUAUUGGAUGUACGCUCCCAGCGGGUAAGGUCUUUGCUUGGGCUCUCCAAUUCAGAACCAAAUGGUUCAGUAGAGACAAAGAACUUAGAACAGAUCCUGAAUGGAGGUGAAUCUCCUUCGUCAAAACAAAAGGGACAGGAAAUCAAAAGGAAUUCUGGUGAUGUUCUUGAAACAUUCAAUUUCUUAGAAAGUGCGGAUGAUAGUGAUGAAGAAGAGGAGAAUGACAUGAUAGAAGAUAUUGCAGAAGGAAAAGAAAAGCAUCGGAUAAAUAAGAAACACAAAAUUGGUAAUGAAGGUUUAGCUGCUGACCUUACAGAUGACCCUGAUACUGAAGAAGCUUUGAAAGAAUUUGACUUCUUAGUGACAGCUGAAGAUGGUGAGGGAGCUGGAGAAGCUCGAAGUUCAGGAGAUGGAACAGAGUGGGACAAAGAUGACCUGUCCCCAACUGCUGAGGUUUGGGAUGUAGACCAGGGACUAAUAAGUAAACUGAAGGAACAGUACAAGAAGGAACGAAAGGGGAAGAAAGGGGUAAAGAGAGUCAACAGGACAAAACUUCACGACAUGAUAGCUGAUCUGGGCGAUGAUGAGAUACCCCACAUCCCUUCAGGAAUCAUUAAUCAAUCUAGGUCACCCUCUUCUAGAAUGACUGAUCAUGAAGGUGCAAGAGCAGAGGAAGCUGAGCCAAUAACGUUUCCACCUGGAGGAGGCAAGUCAUUUAUUAUGGGUUCUGAUGAUGUGUUGUUAAGUGUACUGGGCCUUGGAGACCUUGCAGACUUGACAGUAACAAAUGAUGCAGACUAUAGUUAUGAUUUGCCAGCUAAUAAAGAUGCCUUCCGAAAGACAUGGAACCCUAAGUAUACGCUACGCAGUCAUUUUGAUGGAGUGCGAGCAUUAGCUUUUCAUCCUGUAGAGCCUGUGCUGGUUACAGCCUCUGAGGACCAUACUCUAAAACUUUGGAAUUUGCAGAAAACGGUUCCUGCCAAAAAGAGUGCCUCUUUAGAUGUAGAACCCAUCUACACAUUUAGGGCCCACAUUGGACCGGUAUUGUCAUUGGCAAUUAGUUCCAAUGGAGAACAGUGUUUCAGUGGUGGUAUUGAUGCAACCAUCCAGUGGUGGAACAUGCCUAGCCCUAGUGUGGAUCCAUAUGAUACCUAUGAGCCAAACGUUCUAGCUGGCACAUUAAUUGCUCACACAGAUGCAGUCUGGGGUCUUGCUUACAGUGGUGUAAAGAAUCACUUACUCUCUUGUUCAGCAGAUGGCACUAUUAGGUUAUGGAACCCACCGGAAAAAAAUCCCUGUAUUUGCACUUACAAUGGAGAGAAAGAGCAUGGAAUACCCACAUCAGUCGACUUUAUAGGUUGUGACCCUGCUCAUAUGGUGGCAUCUUUUAACGCUGGCAGCACAGUCAUUUAUGAUUUAGAAACAUCCCAGUCAGUGGUAAUGUUUUCUUCACAAGUAGAAUCUGGUGUACAAUCAAAUAAUCAUAUUAACAAGGUAGUAAGUCAUCCCACACUUCCUGUAACUAUUACAGCACAUGAAGAUAGACACAUCAAAUUUUUUGACAACAAAACGGGUAAAAUGAUCCAUUCUAUGGUUGCUCACUUGGAUGCUGUCACAAGUCUAGCUGUAGAUCCUAAUGGAAUCUAUUUAAUGUCUGGAAGCCAUGAUUGUUCCAUUAGGUUGUGGAAUUUGGACAGCAAGACAUGUGUGCAAGAAAUAACAGCUCAUAGGAAAAAGCUGGAUGAAUCAAUUUAUGAUGUAGCAUUUCAUCCAUCAAAAGCAUAUAUUGCCAGUGCAGGAGCUGAUGCCCUUGCCAAAGUAUUUGUGUGACAUAGCAGAACAAACCUGCAUCAUAACAGCAGGUCUGUUUGGACAAAAAAGAGGGAAUGCGUCACUGCCAUCAAGUAUAAGGUUACCAAUAAGACACUACAUCUGAUCUGCCUGAGUGAAGGCUCUUAAGUGGGGCUGGUAGAAGUUGGUGAAAAGUCACCACAUCCUGAACAAUGUCAGGCUCAUUCAUUUAACUGUAAUUACUGUAUUUUGUGGGGGGUGGGGACAAAUACAAAAAAGAAAACCAGUAUUUGUAGCCUUGACUGGAUAUGAACUGAGCGUAUGUCUGUUCUUUAGGUGUCUUUAAGCAAACGUGGAGUCUGAUCUUACAAAAGACUUUUAUUUUGGACUCUGUGUGCUGCCUUAGGGUUAGGAAUGUGGUGCUCUUGUGGGGGGAAGUGAGCUCCAAGAGUAGCUUUCUUUUCAUCUCUUAGUAAUCUUCUGUUUAUCAGUUGAAUGCCACAGAUUCCCCUUUUAAACUUUUAUUUUGCUUUAAAGAAAAGGAAAUUUAACUUAAAAUAUUUUAGCAUUAGUUGCACAAAAUGUUUGGAUAAAAUUCUAGUUUUUAUAAGUCUUUUUAUAUAUUUAGCCUGUCACAACAGUGCUCAAGAUUGUAUUGAUAAUGUUUUUCUGCAUUAUAGAACCCUAAAACACAGAGAUCUCACUGACCCGCUGCCGUGUAACCACAAUCUUCCCUUCUUUUGCCUAAUACAGCUCAGCUAAGUCCUUGCUUAAGGAUGCUAAUUCAUCAUCAUCACAUAACUGUCUUCAUAAAUAAAGGACUGUAAAAUGUGUUCAAAUGAAACACAGAGGGGUUAACACCCCUGAAUGAACUCUUAAAAAAAAAUUAAUCUUGGCAUCCUAUCACUAUGUGAUAUUUUGUACAUCUUACUGUAUUUACGAGUUUAUUUAUCAAGGAUUACCCAUCUUGCUAAUGGCCUAUUGUUAUUUAUUUCACUUUUUGUUGGUCUUUAUAUCCUUUUAUGUAGUGUGUUAAAGGGCCCUGUAUAUCUGUUAUGGCACUCUUUGAACAGUCUAAAAUAGAUGAAAAAAUGGGACAUUUGAUAAUUCUAAAGUUGCAAACCAAGAAAUUCUUCUUCCUCUGGUUAAGUACCUGGAGUGGAGUUGAUUCCAAAAAAAUAAUCUUGUUUCAGAACCUUUGGAGUGAAAAUUAUUUUUAUUUGCAUUUCAGAUAGAAUACAAAAGUAGUUAAUUCAAGAUUCAUAAAUCUGCUGUGUUUUGACUAGUUAUUCCCUGCUUUUAUUUUAUUUUUCAGAUGUGCUUCAGUUUAUGGUGUAACUAAAAAUUUUGUUUGUGUAAUGCAUGAUUAAUACAACAAAGUAUUUUUUCUAGUCUUCCACAAAACUUUUCUGAUCAGUUUGCGAGUUUUGAUGAGUUUUGUAAGGUUUCUGUUUUACAAACUAUGAAUCAGCAAAUUUUUAAGAUUGUACCGCAUAGCAAAAGUACAGCUGUUGAAAAAUAAUGUAUAUAAAAUGCAUAUAAUAAAUAUUAAAUGGUGUACCUGUAUGUUACUGUUGGCUACAUUAUUUUGUGUUGCACAGUUUAAAAGAGUCAUUCUACAAAUUACUAAAUUAGGUUUCAAUUUUAGCAAAAUGACCAUUUGUUUAUUAUGCUUAUAAGCUGCUUUGCUUUUGCAAGAUUGUAAUAGUUGUCUGGAUGUUGAGCAACUGUUCAGUUUCAAGCAGCAGUACCCACAUAUAAGAACAUGUUUUCACAAUGUUUUAAAAGAUUUUUACAAGAACAAAUUGAAAAUUGCUGGUGUAUUCUUACAGCCCUGCUAAGAUGAUAAUCUCAGUGUUUUUUCAUUAGCUUUGCAUAUGAAGUGAUUCUGAAGUGAUUUGGGAGCCGGAAAGAUACUCUGUUUUUAUUUCAAACUGCCACUGAAUAGUUGUGUUGAAUUAAAAAAAAAAACCCAACAAUUUCUAAAUGCCUAAAAUUUGCCCAUAUAUCUUACCUUCGUCCAUUUUUUUCCAAAUCCUCCCAUAAAGUUGAUGAACAACAAACUAAACCUAUUCUGUGAUGAGUCACUUUGCUCAAAGUGUAUCAGCAGAAACAGAAUACCACAAUAUGAAUGUUUUAAUGUAAAGUAGUAUAUUUAGGUAUAAGUUAAGUAAAGCUAGAACAUGUUCCUAUAAGUGGUUUAACUGCAUUGUUCCAUGUAAGUUUCCAGUUUUCCAGUAAAAAUGUAUGUCAUGCCAUCUUAUGUCAAGCAAAUUUGAACAAAGAAAACAAAAACAAAAAAAAAAAAGGAAAGAGGUGCUCAUGAUAGGCAAUUAUAUUUUGGAAUUAAUUUUGUUUUAGUAAUAAUGUUACAUUGCUUGAAAUGUUACAGUAAAUUAUAAUUGUGUAGGACUUGGAGAAUUUUGUCCUUUAUCAUGAAGAUUGAGGUGAGGCCUUCCAGUAAUUGCUUGUAGGACACUAAGACUUUACUUCUGAAAGUAACAUUCAGCUGAUUUGCACUUUUUGUUCUUUCCAGUCUAAAGCAUUCAACUAAUCAACAGACAAGAGAGUAUUUGAAUUUUAUUGGAAGUAAUUUAAUAAUCGCCUUUUCUGAAGCCAAACAUUGUUUCUGGCAGCUUUUACAGACUGCUGCAUUUUAAUGCUUAAAUAAAAUGUGAUUGUUUAAUAAACAUUACCAUGCAUAACAUUUACUUUUUUUUAAUUGUAUUAAAAUUGAAAUGAUAAAAA
This is a messenger RNA of Taeniopygia guttata (zebra finch), 5325 nucleotides long. RefSeq names its product striatin 3 (gene STRN3). Gene Ontology annotation, molecular function: protein-containing complex binding; calmodulin binding; protein phosphatase 2A binding. Lineage: Eukaryota; Metazoa; Chordata; Aves; Passeriformes; Estrildidae. Gene Ontology annotation, cellular component: dendrite. The record is from RefSeq and is a predicted model, not a curated record.